This is a messenger RNA of Staurois parvus, 373 nucleotides long. NCBI's taxonomy places the organism in Eukaryota, Metazoa, Chordata, Amphibia, Anura, Ranidae. The record is from the annotation of a GenBank genome assembly.
CCUUGUUCAGCCACUCACUGUUAUAGGGUGACAACCAGGGGCGGACUGACCAUUUGGAAACUCGGGCACUGCCCGAGGGCCCGGGUCAGUAGGGGGCCUCAUGAGAUGCCCUUGGUACCUUUUUCACAGGCUUUUUUGAGUUUGGGCAAGGACACAGGGGCCCCAUGAUCCACUAUUACCCAGGGGCCCCAUGAGUUGUCAGUCCGCUCCUGGUGACAACGCUCUGUCCCUCUCUCCCAACGGUUCACUUGCAUUGUCACCUUGCUAAAUGGGCUUCAAGCGGCUACUACACACAUUAUGCUUUUUUGGGUGUGGUUUGAGUGUGGGUGAGGAUGCAAGGGCCCCAUGAUCCCCUAUUGCCUGGGGGCCCCAU